GAUCGGUUUAUGAGAGGAGACAAGAUCCGUGUUGCUCAAUUAUAUCAAGAGAUUUCGAAUCUAAAGCAAGGAAGCAAGAAAAUCUCUGAUUACUUCACGGAAUUAAGAAGUUUAUGGGAAGAGCUUGAUCAAUAUAGACCAAUGCCGAAUUGCACAUGUCCCAUAACUUGUGCUUGUCUUGCUAUGAGGAACAGCAGAAAUUUCAGAGCUGAAGAUCGUAUCAUACAGUUCUUGAUCGGGUUAAAAGAGGAAUUCCAUGGAGUUGUUUCCCAAGUUCUGCUUAUGGAGCCUUUGCCUCAAAUCAAUAAGGUGUUUUCAAUGGUACUUCAGCAAGAGAGAAAGAUUUGUGGAGCUGGAGUUCUUUUACCUGGGAAUAACACUAUUGAGGAUGGCACUGGUAUGGUGAAUGCUGUUGAUAGCAAUAAACAAUUUGGAAGAGGUAGAGGAAAUAAUGGAUAUAGCAGAGGAGGCUUCAGUGGUAAUAGCAAUGGAAGAGGUAGAGGAAAUUUCAAAGUUUGCACGCAUUGUGGCAAAAACGGGCAUAUCGUGGACAACUGCUACAAAAAGCAUGGUUACCCUCCAAACCCUGGAAGAGGUUCUUCAGCUCACAUUAAUCAAGUUGAAGCGAGUGGUGUGGCAACUGGAUCUUCAAAUGAUGAAGCUAACAUGACUUUAACCAAGGAGCAAUAUAAUAACCUCAUGAUGCUGCUCGAGAAACAAGCUUCAUCAGCAUCUGUAAACAUGGCAAAGGGAGGAAAGGAAGAGUUUGAAGAAGAUUGGUUCAGCUAAUGAACUCGAUGGAUUGUAUUACUUGAGCCUGAAGCAAGACACACUUCUUUCUACUAGCAACACAGGUUUUAUAUCAAGCACUUUUGCAAGUGAGAGGCAUGAAGAAACUGCACCUGCUGUUCUUUGGCACUUAAGAUUAGGGCAUUUAUCUCAUGAUAGAAUGCAAUGUAUUAGUACCAAAUAUAGUUACAUCCCAGCUAGUAUACAUAAGGCUUGUGAUGUGUGUCAACAAGCUAGGCAAAAACGAUUACCAUUCCCUAUUAGUAACAAUAAUGCUUGUAAUCUUUUUGAUUUGAUACAUAUUGAUA
Messenger RNA from Vicia villosa (hairy vetch), 1097 nucleotides. RefSeq lists its product as uncharacterized. The record is from RefSeq and is a predicted model, not a curated record. The transcript has 2 exons. Bases 10 to 789 code for a protein of 259 amino acids. Gene Ontology annotation, molecular function: zinc ion binding; nucleic acid binding. Lineage: Eukaryota; Viridiplantae; Streptophyta; Magnoliopsida; Fabales; Fabaceae.